AUGUGGCUUCCAUAUCAUUCAAUCCUUCUCGUCUUGCUAAGCCAGCUCACCAUCGACAUCUACGCGACCAUCGGUGACUCCAUAUCACUCCUUCGGCUUCCAAAUAAAAUCGAGGGGAACUUCUCGCAGGAUGUGAAUAAAUUUUGGAGCAAGCGCUUCCUCAAGCCCCCGCUUCUAUCUAUGCAUCCGGAGGAAGCAGCAAUUUCCUAUUUCAAAAAAAAAAUGGGCAAAAUAGAUGAAUAUAAUGUUGGCAAUCGUCGCGAACAGCGACUUAACCUUGUGAAUCAAGCGGUCGAUCAUCUUCUGCGCCAAGAAUCCAUCUCUCGCGAACAUCUGAGGGAAUGGUGCAAGGUCCUCACUCAAACAAUGGCGAACCAUUGCGCAUCGCAUUACAUUCAUGUUGAAAUUCUCUAUGCUUUUCACACACUUUGGCUACAAAAAUACGAGGAUAAGCAACUCACACAGGAAAUCAGGCAAAUGAUGAAGGACACGGUGCCGAAGUUAGAACAGCCGAUCUACAUGUCUAUAUGGGCCCAGGAGCUGCACCGCCCCUAUGAGGGACUAUCCAUCAAUUUUUGCUCAUGGGGAGAAGAAAAAUGGUUCUGUGAACCAAGGUUGAAAGAUCUAGCAGCGGCGAUGAGCCAAUUUGAGCGGAAUUAUGUCAUCAAAAACCUGGCCAGAGUCUUUUACGAAAUAUUCUGGCUUCCACCUCCAAAAAACAUCUCUGCUCAGACUCGAGUAGCCUCGUUGGCUUUACUCUUCCAUUUGCUACUCGUGGACAGGGAUUGGAGACUUGACGGGCUACCUUUUGAACUCGGCAGGUUACUCAUAAACCUUUCAGACCAACGAUUUUUCUUAUUCAAGCAUGAACUUGAUCUACUAAACUGGAUUUUGGUUGACCAUGAGGCACGUGAAGGCUCAAUACAAAACUCUCUUCACACCGCCAUUCCCUCCUUGGAUCCCCUUGAGGAUAAGCCAAUCAAGCCGUUGAUCGUUCGCGAAGGGUAUGUUGUUGAUGAAUUCGACAUUUCGGACUCAAGCGAUGUCGAUGAUGCUUCUGAAGAGGCUCAGGAUCGAAAGGAUAGCGCAGGCGAAUCGGAUUCCAGCGAUGGCGAAGAAGAUUUGUCGGACUCAAGAGCCCACCCCGCUGAGGCGUUCUCCAGCAUCCAAACCCGCAAGUUGUUGGGGGAGGAACUCGGUCUGAGCGUGGCAGAAGCCGAGGCCAUCAACAAGCUCACCGGCACCUUUGGCAACAACAAUGAGGAGGCCGUCCUGCACAAAGUUUCCCACCCAUUCAAUGCCUCCGCGCCCCCCAUGCUCGCCCCCGCAUCCGUGUUGCUCAACAAUCCACCGGCCUCAGCCUGGGCUAUUGUCAUCCCUCAAAACCUUGCCAAAGUCAACAACUUCAGCAGCAUGCGCGUGCUUGGAAGGCAAUGCACCGGGGAGGUGAUCAUAGUCUGCUACCACAGGGCUAUGGGCAACAGCCAUGCCAACCAGGUAUAUGGCAUGAAAAUCAUCAAAUGA
Molecule: messenger RNA, 1524 nt
Organism: Puccinia triticina
Lineage: Eukaryota; Fungi; Basidiomycota; Pucciniomycetes; Pucciniales; Pucciniaceae
Exons: 7
Coding region: 1-1524 (507 amino acids)
Source: RefSeq, a predicted model, not a curated record